CGCGCUGGAUUAGCAGCACCACGCCAACUUGACAAUCAACGUGGAAGCAAUCAUCACCCGAAACACAUCACGACAUGGCGACUGACAAGCUUUGUCGAGGCGCACUUUGCAAGUAAACCGUCAGUGUCCCAAUGGCGCAUCUCGAGGAAAUACCGGCGGUCAUCUUCCUGCCCUCACGCGACAAGUCUCGCCUUCGGCCCCUUCCUCCACAGCUGCGCGGGCCAACCUCGCUGGGCGCGUCGCACACGCCCACUUGAACCUACCUCUAACCACCGCCUCCAAACCAUUCAGUUCCACAUACCAUCUUCCUAAACUGCGCAAUGGCCGGCAAGCCUGUCACCGGCCGUCCCAAGACGACUAUCGAAAUACCUCUCCCUUCUAUCAAAAAGUACACCCGUGGCUCGGGUCCACCGCCGCCUCCCAUUACUCUCGCGCCGCCUCGAGAUUCGACCGCAUACAUCAUCGACCAGUUUGUCCUGCCUGUGCUUAAGGACACGAAGCCAGACUCUCGACGGCGUAUUUUUUACCAUAUUGGAUUUACCGACAUCCCGGCUGCUAGGCUUCUGGUCCCAUGCAACGAAGUCCUUGAUUACGUAUCCCCGCGCGAGUUGGAGGAAUGGGAGUACGAUGCUCUCCAAAUUAAGGAAACGGAUAAGGCUGUGGAAGCUGAGCAAAGGCGCAAGAACCAGGAGCAAGCUCCCGCUAAGAAGAAGCCUGGUCGCCCUCCAAAGGCCCGCUUGAACGAGCCAGCGCUUGACGCACCCGCGGAGCCGGUCAUAUCGUUGCAAGAGGGGGACGUCCUGUUGGCCAAGCAGGAGGCUGUUGGCGGCCCCUCGUUAGCUACUCCACAAAAACGGAAGCGGGUCGAGAUACCCAGGUAUGAUGAUUCCGACGAAGCGGCGAUCCAUCUCCAACUACAGAACCAGUCACCCGUUCCCAGCGAGGUAGAGGAUAGCGGCACGGACCUGGAGGGCUACGAUUCCACUGAUCCUCUGUCGGCCGAUCUAGGUCCCAAGGUUACAUCUUAUUCGCGAGGUAAUAGCUCAGGGUCGUCCGCGCAACAGCCUGUGGCCGGGCCAUCCAAGCCAACAGCAACAAAGCCAAGUGUCUCGAGCAACAUUGCCUCGCGUCCGUCAUCGAGUGUCGUUUCCACCCCAGGAAGAAUUCAUCCAAUGUUUGCCCGCAGCAUUGAGGUAGGAAGCAUCUCGGUCAGUGGACAUGGCAGCCAGAAAGGGGCAGGCCAGAAUGGGAUUGAAUCUUCCAGCGCAAGGAAGCGUCGAAAAGACGAGCAACCGAAACCGGGCAGAAAGCGCAAGAAGUCCCACAUUGAAGAGCCCACUGAUUCCUGGGUAGUCAAGGAACUACUCGACGACCAAUGGGUAACCGAACACGGCGUCAAGGUUCACAAGUACCUGGUCCUCUGGGAAGGCAACUGGCCCCCUGACCAGAACCCGACAUGGGAACCUGAAGACAACAUUGAUGACCAGGGCCUCAUCAAGACAUACCUGAAAAAGAAGGAAAGCGGGAUGCUAAAAGCCCCCAAGAAAACACAGCGGUCCAUGCUGUCGUAUCUCUCGCAGCCUCAGUACUCGAGCGUUGCUGAAGCAUUCGAAGGCGAUAUCGACGAACUACAGCCAGAAGCUGCAGCUGUGACACCGGAAAGUGAUUCGGAUGACGGUGAUGAGCUUUUGGUGACGGAAGAGCCUGUCGCCAAGACACAGAAGAAUGGGAAAGGAGAGAGUAGCAGUUUUACCUCGUUCGACUCGAAGCUGGAGAAGUACCAGAAGACAUUUUCAAGGUGAUGAGGAAAAUGCUCGGGCGCAUGAUUGGAGUGCUAAUGGGCACGCACUUCCUUUUGCUGGAGAAGUUUGCUUGAAAUAUACUACGUUCUUGGGAUGAACCUAA
Messenger RNA from Neurospora hispaniola, 1905 nucleotides. RefSeq lists its product as uncharacterized. The coding region runs from base 321 to 1802 and encodes 493 amino acids. The record is from RefSeq and is a predicted model, not a curated record. Lineage: Eukaryota; Fungi; Ascomycota; Sordariomycetes; Sordariales; Sordariaceae. The transcript is spliced from 2 exons.